This is a messenger RNA of Thermothelomyces thermophilus ATCC 42464, 852 nucleotides long. RefSeq lists its product as uncharacterized. Bases 67 to 633 code for a protein of 188 amino acids. Gene Ontology annotation, molecular function: succinate dehydrogenase activity; electron transfer activity. The record is from RefSeq and is a predicted model, not a curated record. Gene Ontology annotation, biological process: tricarboxylic acid cycle; mitochondrial electron transport, succinate to ubiquinone. Lineage: Eukaryota; Fungi; Ascomycota; Sordariomycetes; Sordariales; Chaetomiaceae. The transcript has 3 exons. Gene Ontology annotation, cellular component: membrane.
CAAAUCUCGCAUUUGCACGCCAACACUCCCGGUCCCGGAUUCGCCCCUAAGCCGCCAACCACAAUCAUGAUUGCCCAGCGAGCAGGAACGACGGCGCUGCGCCGAGUGGCCGGCAACCCGAAUGCCUUCUUCACCGCCAACGUUGCCAGGCUUGGGCUGGCCCAGCCGCUUUCGACCACGCAGUCCAGGCCCGUAGCAACGCAAAAGAUCACGGCCGCCGACGAGUACGCGAUCCUGGCCAAGCAGCGCCUCAACCGGCCCGUGUCGCCGCACCUGUCCAUCUACGACAAGCAGCAGACGUGGUUCGGCGGGUCCAUCUGGAUGCGCUUCACCGGCUCCGCCUUCAGCGGCACCCUGUACCUCUUCUCGGCGGCGUACCUGGCCGCGCCGCUGCUCGGGUGGCACCUCGAGAGCGCCUCGCUGGCCGCCUCCUUCGGCGCCCUGCCCCUCGCCGUCAAGGGCGGCCUCAAGUUCCUCGCCGCCUGGCCCUUCACCUUCCACCUGAUCAACGGCGUGCGCCACCUGCUGUUCGACAUGGCCAUCGGCUUCAAGCGCCAGACCAUCAUCAAGACCGGGUGGUACAUCUGGGGCGCGUCGUUCGUUGGCGGCUUGUACCUUGCCUUCUUCUACUGAAAGGAUUCGGUUGAGCCUGGCGUGAUGGUGAGCAGCGGAGCAGGAGAGCCCCCGGGGGGGGGGGGGGGGAGGGAGAGAAGGAGAUUAGAAAAUUGGGGAGGACGAUGGGAGUGAGGCGCAAGCUGACAGGGACUUCUGCGGCUAUGGUGUCUUGAGAGGAUUGGACAAGGCACAUCAUGUAUUUGACUACACUAUCCCAAUAGGACCUGUUUCUUUGUC